AUGACUAAUAAUAUCUUUGAAACUUAUGAAGCCCGUGAUUAUUUACAGCGAGUGGCUGCAUCAGAAUUAAGAUACUUUGGAAGGAUUACUCUGGAGCACGAAAUCAUUCUCAAGAAGAGAAUAUUUGGUACUUGCAAAGAAUCUAAGAAGCAGAAAAAUCUCAAGAAGUCUCGGUUCCCGGAGAUCAAAUGCUGUGACAGCUCCCGAGUGCAUUUGUCAACAACAAAAGAUAAUUCGGACUUUAUCCAUGCAAACUAUGUUAAUGGAUUCGACUAUUUUAAAAAAUUCAUAGUCACUCAAGAACCAAUGGACAGCACGCUUGAAGACUUCUGGAACAUGGUCUGGCAGGAGAAGACCAGGGUUAUUGUGAUGCUCAACGACCUCGAUACAAUUCCAGUGUCUUCAACCACCGACGAUUCAAGAUUAAUCGGCUUCAAAUUAGCUGCCAACAAUAUAGUUGUUCAUCAAAAUUUCAUCAUAACGAUCAUGAAUGUUUACAAUAAGAGCACCCGACAAUCAAGAUUAGUGCAGCACUUAAAGUUUCUGAACUGGCCAAAAGGAGGCAUUCCUGAUGUAACAAGGUUUCUUCACUUCUUGACAUUGGUCAACAGGAAGCAGCAGCACUUCUUCAAUGAAGCUUUGGCGAAUCUACAACUACCUCCAGGACCGAUAAUUGUUUACAGCAGCACUGGCACUGGAAGAGCUGCAUCUUUUUGUGCCAUCGAUUUCUGUAUCUAUCGAAUAGUGCAAACGGAAUUCGUGUCAGUACCAUCAGUGACAAUGCAGAUCAGACAGCAGAGGCAUUCAAGCAUUGAGUCGUUAGACCAAUAUUUUUUCAUUAACAAUGCAGUUGUUCUCUUUCUUACAAUAAUACAAACGAAUCAUAGGUUAUACCAUGAACUUAAAUCUCAUUUCAGUAUCAAAUAUGAUCAUUAG
Messenger RNA from Cydia pomonella (codling moth), 936 nucleotides. Its product is annotated as tyrosine-protein phosphatase non-receptor type 9-like. Gene Ontology annotation, biological process: protein dephosphorylation. The coding region runs from base 1 to 936 and encodes 311 amino acids. The transcript has a single exon. Gene Ontology annotation, molecular function: protein tyrosine phosphatase activity. The record is from RefSeq and is a predicted model, not a curated record. NCBI's taxonomy places the organism in Eukaryota, Metazoa, Arthropoda, Insecta, Lepidoptera, Tortricidae.